Messenger RNA from Candidula unifasciata, 330 nucleotides. Lineage: Eukaryota; Metazoa; Mollusca; Gastropoda; Stylommatophora; Geomitridae. The record is from the annotation of a GenBank genome assembly.
GAUGCCAGGAUACUGACAGAUGCAUUUUCCGCUUUCUGUGGGGUUUCGGCUCUCGUCGUCGCCUCGGUGAAAGUCUACCUGGGCCGGAGACUGGACAGUCGGGCACUGCUGACAGACAGUAUCAUUACGUACGUGGGAGCCGUCAUGAGCUUUCUGGGGGUGCUGGGUCUUGAGCUGUACGAGAGCAACGACCGGGUCUGGUACCUGGACGCUGUCUUCGGUAUCUGUUGCGGGGUCUUCCUCCUUUGCUUCGGUCUCAAGUUACUUAUACAGCUGACCUGUCUGUAUAACGUCAGUAAAGAAGAUCCGAUGUUGGAGGACGAAGAGUGA